Drosophila santomea is the source of this 2909-nucleotide messenger RNA. RefSeq lists its product as uncharacterized. The record is from RefSeq and is a predicted model, not a curated record. The coding region runs from base 147 to 2840 and encodes 897 amino acids. Lineage: Eukaryota; Metazoa; Arthropoda; Insecta; Diptera; Drosophilidae. The transcript has 4 exons.
UUAGGACAUCAAAAGUAAUUUGUACUACUGCUACUUUUUUAUUUUGACUACCAAUGUUUUGUUCGUGAAUUCUUCAUAAUUGACCAUGAGUGAAGGUGGACCUUUACACAGAAGCAGGAGUUGUAGGUAACGCUUAAAGUUUGAAAAUGUGCGAUCCAUGUCGAUGUCUAAGGAGGUGCAUGAGCUGCCAUGGCGUAUGCUGUCCUCGGCCAAGUUGCUGUCUACGACCAAGUUGCGGUCCUCGACCAAGUUGCGGUCCUCGACCAAGUUGCUGCGAGCGAUCAUGUUCCCUAAAUAUGAGGAAUUGCCGCGUCGUCUUUCCUGGGGAGUUCCAAAAGUUCUCGGACAUGGUGCCACCCAGCUUUCUUCAAAAACCACCCAAGAGCCCAAAGAAAAGGAAACGUUCGAAAAGUUGCUCAGCCUGUGAGGACAAAUGUAAGGAUGCGUGCUCAAAGGAUGCAUGUGUGGAGAGUUGCAUGGAGAGUUGCAUGGAGAGAUGUUUGGAGACAUGUGAGGAAGGGAAUGAAAAUACAAAGCGGAAUCCCGAAGAUUGCGAAGCAGAGGAUGUAGCUAGGACUGCAGCCUACGGAGCAGGAUUGCAAAAUUUUGCAGGAACAGGCUUUGGUUUUCAGCCGGGACAACCUACUAUUAUUCCGUGUUAUGGAACCUACGGACCCACUGGCAAUGCAAUGAUUUUUGGCAUUCCGCCACCGACUCAAUAUGGAAACUUUGGUGUCCCAGGUCCCAUGGUCUUACCACUGGCUAAACCUACCUCAGUGGGACAGGGAGAUCCAAGAUGUAUUCCAGCGGCGGGUCUACCCACACAGUACACAAAUAAGUUUAAUCCCUGCACCGGUGAAGUUUACCAAUGCGGAGAUCAGCAAAUGCCAGCUGGAAGACCACAAGGAAUGGGACCAGUUCCUGCCUAUGAUCAGUUCUUCCAUAGUACAGGCAUGGAUUUUGCGACGAAUAAUCAAUAUAAUCCGCUUAAUGUGACCCAAGGAACAUUCCAACCACAUCCAAUAAAUCAAAGGUCAGUCACUCACAGUAAUCCCACAGCUGGAAACGCACCAGCUAAUAUCAGGAAAAAUCCAGACACAAACUGUGAACCCAACAAUCGGAAUUACACCAAUAAUGUUCCCCAAUCAACGGAUCAAGUGCGUUCAGGUGUUUCCAGAUCGGAAAUUAGAAGCCAGCAGAGGCAAGUCACACCUUCAAGGCAAGUUCCCCAAUUGCAGCCAUCAAGGGGACAACUGCCUCAAGGUGCCGCCAGAUCAAAGUCUCUUAACCAACAAAGCCCAUCCAGGGCAGAUCAUUCAGGCAGAGCUCCUAAUCAAGCCAAUAACACUGGAGCGAGCCAUAUGAUUAAUCCAAGUGCUCAGAGGUCCAAGUCGCUCAAUCACCGCAACGACUCCAGAGAAGGUCGUUCCGGUAAAUCACAAACCAGUAGAGCCCCAUCUUCGCAUCAUUCGAAUAAUGCUGGAGCAAGAAAUUUAAAUCCUCGGACCAUGCCCAAGUCAAUGGCAUCCGCGGCUGAAGUUCGUGCACGUAAUAACAGAUCGCACGAUUCAAGAAAUCGCAAUAAAUCUGUGGGAGCUCCUUCCAAUAGUCCUGUAGGUGCUCCUUCCAAUAGACAACCAGUACCUUAUGGCCAGCAAAAUGUGGGCAUGGGCAUCGACCCCUCCAAUCAGUAUUAUCCCUACAAUGAUUGUGCUCCACUUAAUGCCACAUUUGUGCAAGACGGUAAUCCUUUUUAUAGUCAGUCAGGUCAAGAGAUGAAUAGACCGCAAUACGCAAGAACAGCAAACUUAUCGAAUGAAGGACCCAAAAAGGAUAAGAAUGCGAACAAAGUUCCAUCGAGUUUAAAACCAGCGAAUGAAAAAGCCAUUAAGUGCUACUGCACUCGGUUUGAUCCCAACAAUCAAUAUUAUCCUUACUACGUUUCCGAGGAAUCCGAUUGUCCGCCGGGUGAAAACGCGAGCUCUGGAAAAAAGAGGACGCAGGAGAAGAAUUGCUCGGAGCUUCUCAGCCGCAUCACCGAGUCCUGCCCUCCGUGUGACCUGCAGAAGUGGUGUCACCUCCUGAUGCCGAAGGACAAGGCCAAAAAGCAAACGAAACCGGCUGCCAAGAAGAGCAAGAAAUCGAAUGGCUCAAGGGCCAAGAACAAGAUGAGCGAGCACAGCGCCAAGGAAAUAGAAGAUACUGAAACAUCAGCACCGGAAUCUCCAGGAGACGAGGAUGCCCACUGCCCGUGUGACUGCAAGAAACCAUGUGCGUCGCCUCCGACCAAACCAGAAAUGCGCAACUGCAGCUGCUCCGCCAAUUUGCCUGAGGAAAACGUACCCUCUCCACCAGCAGCUUCCAAUCCUGCUCCUGCUCCAGUAAAUACCGGCUGCAUGCCCUGCUCGAACCAAUGCCCUUGGUCCUGGUACUAUAAUCCCUGCACCGGCUGUUACUACUACUGCGCGAAUUGCUGCAAUGGCUGUCGUAAUUGCUGCAAUUACUGCUGUAGUCCGUGUGGUCGCUGUUGCAGCAACUCCCCUGCUGCUCAGCUGGAGAAGAUUCCUCCAAAGCCGAAGCAAAAGGAAAAGUCGCCAACCAUCUCCUCUAGCUUGCGAAAUUCCGGCGGCGCGGCUGUGACUCCAGGUAGCUGUGGCCCGCCUCCUUCCUUUGCACCCUGGAACUGUCCAAGGCAAGUGGUCUCAACCAUGCCGGGAUAUUGUCCGACUGCCUCGCCCCACUUCAGCUCCCCAUACAGUGGGCGGUGGGAGGCUGGCGGCGUGGACAUUCAACGGAAUAACCAAGGUCCUUUCCACAACAGUUGCGUGCGCCAUGUCUAAAUUAUGCGUUGAAUAUAUUUUACACUUUCCCACAAGCCUAUCUCUAAAUAAAGAUUUUUAAAAUGUGAA